UUCAGCUGCCGUUGCAUUUUGCUACUCUGAAGCCCUCUGGUUUGGUCCUUCCCCAGUCUCCGGCGAACCCCGAAACCAACCAUGGCGGACAACAAGGCUGUCACCAUCCGCACCAGGAAGUUCAUGACCAACCGCCUUCUCUCUCGCAAGCAAUUCGUCAUUGAUGUUCUUCAUCCAGGGAGGCCCAAUGUUUCCAAGGCUGAGCUGAAGGAGAAGCUAGCAAGGAUGUAUGAGGUUAAGGACACGAAUGCAAUCUUUGUUUUCAAGUUCAGAACUCACUUUGGUGGUGGUAAAUCGACUGGUUUUGGGUUGAUUUAUGAUUCUGUAGAGAACGCAAAGAAGUUCGAGCCCAAGUCCAGAUUGAUCAGGAAUGGACUAGAUACCAAGGUACCAUCAUCAAGGAAGCAGUUGAAGGAGAGGAAGAACAGAGCCAAGAAGAUUCGAGGAGUAAAGAAGACAAAGGCUGGAGAUGCUGCCAAGAAGAAGUGAGAAUUGUUAUUUUGUUGCAGAUUUUUGCCAUUGAUGCUUCUAUUAGCCAUGUUUUUGUCUUUGGAAUGAAAUAUUGUGAUCAGUGUGGAUUUUAGAGGCAACUUUUUUAGUUUUGUUUUCGUUCGAAUUUUGAGUACCCUGCAGGGGUCAAAGUUAAAUUUCAGAGUAUCUAUCAACUGUCAUCAUUUAGUUAUGGUUGUUCCCAUUGGAUUAAGACACACUUCUGAGGUAACAUGGUAUUUUGUUAUGGUAGUUUGAUUUUCUUUGAGGA
Messenger RNA from Argentina anserina (silverweed cinquefoil), 760 nucleotides. RefSeq names its product 40S ribosomal protein S24-1. NCBI's taxonomy places the organism in Eukaryota, Viridiplantae, Streptophyta, Magnoliopsida, Rosales, Rosaceae. Gene Ontology annotation, biological process: translation. Gene Ontology annotation, cellular component: ribosome. Gene Ontology annotation, molecular function: structural constituent of ribosome. Bases 82 to 489 code for a protein of 135 amino acids. The transcript has 5 exons. The record is from RefSeq and is a predicted model, not a curated record.